This is a messenger RNA of Cottoperca gobio, 2573 nucleotides long. RefSeq names its product CTD (carboxy-terminal domain, RNA polymerase II, polypeptide A) small phosphatase like 2a (gene ctdspl2a). The transcript is spliced from 14 exons. The record is from RefSeq and is a predicted model, not a curated record. Gene Ontology annotation, molecular function: phosphatase activity. Lineage: Eukaryota; Metazoa; Chordata; Actinopteri; Perciformes; Bovichtidae. The coding region runs from base 330 to 1796 and encodes 488 amino acids.
UAAAGUGUGGUAGUGAGCCUCGGUCCAGCUGCGCACACGUACCAUAGCCAUUUUUCUGUUGACUCCGCUCUCCGCCACGUUGGUUCCCCUCUACGCGUGUCGCAUUCCGCUGCGCACCAGCAACGUUAUGUUUGUGAUGAGGCGGGAAAUGGCGUCCGCAGACAUGUUUGGUCUGUGACUAGCUAUCGAGCGACAGACACAGCUGGCAACAACAACCACGGCCCGACCUCUACCGGUGGCCCGCGACGGUCGCGGCCGAGAGCUGCCAACACUGCGGCAAGUUUUGAAGAGCUUCCUAGAUCAUCAAUUUUUAUAUGUGACGUUGGAGCAUGAUGAAGCUGAGAGUGCGUAAAGCUCCUCAGCAGCCGAACUUAGGCCGUCGAACCCACCCAUCCCAGGCCAAACGGAAACACUGUGAAGUGGAGCCAUCCCCGGUGAGAGGUCGAUGCAAAAUGCAGAAGAAUGAAACAGGCCUGUUCUCCACUAUUAAGAAAUUCAUCGGUGGAAAUGCUGUCAAGGUGGAACCGGAUAUCCCUGCAAAGAGGAGUCGUCUUGAAUGUAAUUCUGAGAGCGAUCUAAUUACUUCAACACCUCAGACUAGAGGCCUUUCCAAUAAAGCAGUCUCCAGAGUUUGCCGGAAAAGUCCAAAUAAAGACACGAUGACCUGCAACAGUAAACCCCUGAAACCAAACGGUAAGCUUGAGGUCCCCGUCGAGGUCGCAAGCAGCCCACCACGCACCACCCUGCUCGGAACCAUCUUCUCUCCAGUCUUCAACUUUUUCUCACCAGCAACUAAAACUGCCGCUCCUGGUUCAGACUCUCCUGGCCAAGCGAUAGAGGCAGAGGAAAUCAUGAAACAGCUGGACAUCGAGCCGGCAGAAGAAAUGCCGAGCAGCACGCUCACGUCCACAGAGGGCAUCACUCCGUGUCACACUGCCCCGAUAUUACCGCAGAGGCUUCAGAUUACCUCCGAUACAACCAUAGAACAAGGACAAAUAGUAACUGAAACUGACAUGCCACCAUUAACGGAGAGCCGAAGUGAAACUGGAACUUUCAGGUUCUAUUUCAGACCUCCUGGUUGUAUGCCAGCCGGUGUUUACCCUCAUGCGUUACCUGCGGCCCCUCCAGAAACCUCAUAUGAAGAGGAAUGGGAAGUUUUUGAUCCGUACUUCUUCAUCAAGCACGUGCCUCCGCUGACAGAAGAGCAGUUAACACGCAAACCAGCAUUACCUUUGAAAACACGCAGCACACCAGAGUUUUCUCUCGUCUUGGAUCUGGACGAAACUCUGGUCCACUGUAGUUUAAAUGAGCUAGAAGACGCAGCCCUGACAUUCCCUGUGCUCUUUCAAGAUGUAAUAUACCAGGUGUAUGUUCGCUUGAGGCCCUUUUUCCGCGAGUUUCUUGAGCGCAUGUCUCAAAUGUAUGAGAUUAUUCUCUUCACGGCUUCAAAGAAAGUGUACGCCGACAAGUUGCUCAACAUCCUGGAUCCGAAAAAACAGUUGGUCAGACAUAGGCUAUUUCGUGAGCACUGUGUGUGUGUUCAAGGAAAUUAUAUUAAAGACCUAAACAUUCUUGGACGGGAUCUUUCCAAGACAAUAAUAAUCGACAACUCACCCCAAGCCUUUGCCUAUCAGCUUUCCAAUGGAAUCCCCAUCGAGAGCUGGUUUGUGGAUAGAAAUGACAACGAGCUUCUAAAGCUUGUUCCUUUCCUCGAGAAGCUUGUGGAGCUGAAUGAAGAUGUCAGACCGCACAUCCGAGAACAGUUUCGUUUGCACAACCUCCUUCCUCCAGACUGAUGACUGCGUGUUCGUCUCUCAGUUCAAGAUGGUAUCAACAUUGGAAGAAAAAAAAAAAAAACGGACUCCUAGAAGAAAAUAUUCAAUGGAUUUCUCUUUGCAAACAUUGCCAUUAUUAUUAUUAUUAUUUUUUAAAUCAUGCAAAAAAAUUGAAAGUUAUGUUUGAUUCAAAAAGCCCUGGAUGUUUUUAUACACACACACACACACACAGACACACACACACACACACACACACACACUCAAACCAGAUUCAGAGCAAACAAAUCUGCUCGCUGCAGCAGACUUUUCUCUUUUUGCUCGCUUGUUUUUGUGCACCUUUUUGUUUUUGAAGGCGGCUUCCUGGAAGGUAUUUUGUCUUUUUAAGAACCAUUUUGGAUUGACAAAACUGAAUGUCAUGCAGUGUUGGAUUAUAUGGACCCUGGUGGCUUCGGUCUGACCUUGAACGGCCAGUCAAACCUGUAUAAUAUUCACUCUAUUUACUUGUAAAUAUAUGUACAUAGUUUUUUUUCUUCAAGGUUUUUAAGUCAUUUUAUUUUCACUUCAGAUUUUAGUAUGUAUUCUUUGAUUCGGUUGCUUUUAUAAAACCAACAAAAUGUUAGUGUGUUUUGUUUGAAGUUGUUGAUAAACGGCUGCAUUUCUGUUGUAUGCCUGCAUUAUUCCUGUGAUGCUUUACUCCAUUACAUGCAGUUGUCUGUAAUAAGGUGCAGUUUAAAAAAAAAAAAGAAAGAGGAAAAUGUUUCUGAAACAAUAUUUUAAAGCUAUAUAAUGUAAGCUAGA